GCUCCCAGCCGCCGCGGUGAGGCCAGGGUGCCGCACCAUGAUCACGGCCCCCAGAGACCGUCGUGCUCGUGAGCCGCUCUCCCUAGCUCCCCGGUCCGCCUCAGUCCCCUCGGCAGCGCUCGGAGUCUGCCGCGGGAAUUGAGCCGUCCGCCGCCGGGGUGUUUUGACGAAGCUCUCGGAGGGGCUCUGAGCACAGGAGGGCGCGAGGGUGCAAGAGCGCGCUGGGGUCAGGCGGUCGGCGGGGUCGCCUCCGGAGGGGCGUUUCCGAGGCGAGGAGGAGGAGGAGGAGAUGCUGCUCUUCUUCUUUCCCUCCCCAGGCUCCUGCUCCGGCUCCUUCUGCCCACGCCCGCAGCCGCUUGAGGGAGAAGAGGUGGUGGCUGUCUGCGCCCGCUGCGGCUGCCGGCCGCCCGCCCCGACGCCGCGUCCCCGCAGCCCUCGCCCCGCGCGCCAGUAGCAGGACGCGGUCUCUGGACUCCCGGUAGUAUGCAUGUGUCACUAGCUGAGGCCCUGGAGGUUCGGGGUGGACCUCUGCAGGAAGAAGAAAUAUGGGCCGUACUAAAUCAAAGUGCUGAAAGUCUCCAAGAAUUAUUCAGAAAAGUAAGCAUAGCUGAUCCCGCUGCCCUGGGCUUCAUUAUUUCUCCAUGGUCUCUACUGUUGCUACCAUCUGGUAGCGUGUCAUUUACAGAUGAAAAUAUUUCCAAUCAGGAUCUUCGAGCAUUCACUGCACCAGAGGUUCUUCAAAAUCAGUCACUAACUUCUCUCUCAGAUGUUGAAAAGAUCCAUAUUUAUUCUCUUGGAAUGACAUUGUACUGGGGGGCUGAUCACGAAGUACCUCAGAGCCAACCUAUCAAGCUUGGAGACCAUCUCAAUAGCAUACUUCUUGGAAUGUGUGAGGAUGUUAUUUAUGCUCGAGUUUCUGUUCGGACUGUCCUGGAUGCUUGCAGCGCCCACAUUAGGAAUAGCAAUUGUGCACCUUCAUUUUCCUAUGUGAAACACUUGGUAAAACUGGUUCUGGGAAAUCUUUCUGGGACGGAUCAACUUUCCAGUAACAGUGAACAAAGGUCUGAUCGAAGCCAGGCUAUUCGAGACAGAUUGAGAGGAAAAGGAUUACCAACAGGAAGAAGCUCUACUUCUGAUGUACUAGAUAUACACAAGUCUCCAUUCUCUCAUCAGACCUUUCUUAACAAAGGGCUUAGUAAAUCUAUGGGAUUUCUGUCUAUCAGAGACUCACAAGAUAAGGAAGACUAUCUCAAGGACAUUUUAUCAAAUAAUAAUUCUGGGCAUGAAGAAUCUGAAAAUAUGUGCUCCCCUUACCAGUUCAAAACCAGUGGCCCAGAAAAAAAAGUUAUCCCUGGCAUUGAUGUGCUUCCUAAGAAGAAAAUUUGGGCUUCAUCCAUGGACUUGCUUUGUACAGCUGACAGAGACUUCUCUUCUGGAGAGCCUAGCACAUCCCUGUGCUGUCACCCUGAGGCAGUUACAGUGCGUACUUCAACCACUCCUAGAAAAAAGGAGGCAAGAUACUCAGAUGGAAGUAUAGCCUUGGAUAUCUUUGGCCCUCAGAAAAUGGAUCCAAUGUAUCACACUCGAGAAUUGCCCACCUCCUCAGCAAUAUCAAGUGCUUUGGAACGAAUCCGAGAGAGACAAAAGAAACUUCAGGUUCUGAGAGAAGCCAUGAAUGUAGAAGAACCAAUGCGAAGAUACAAGACUUACCACAGUGACAUCUUUAGUGUCUCCAGUGAAAGUCCAUCUAUUAUUUCCUCUGAAUCAGAUUUCAGACAAGUUAGAAGAAGCGAAGCCUCAAAGAGGUUUGAAUCCAGCAGUGGUCUCCCAGGGGUAGAUGAAACCCAAGGUCAAGGCCAGUCACAGAGACCCAGCAGACAAUAUGAAACACCCCUUGAAGGUACCUUGAUUAAUCAAGAGGUCAUGCUAAAACGUCAAGAAGAAGAGAUGAUACAACUGCAAGCCAGAAUGGCCCUGAGACAGUCUCGGUUGAGCCUUUAUCCAGGAGACACGAUCAAAGCUUCCAUGCUUGACAUCACCAGGGAUCCCUUAAGAGAAAUUGCCCUAGAAACAGCCAUGACCCAAAGAAAACUGAGAAAUUUCUUUGGCCCUGAGUUUGUGAAAAUGACGAUUGAACCAUUUAUAUCUUUGGAUUUGCCACGGUCUAUCCUUACCAAGAAAGGAAAGAGUGAGGAUAACCGAAGGAAAGUAAAUGUAAUACUUCUGAGUGGGCAGAGACUGGAAUUGACCUGUGAUACCAAAACUAUAUGUAAAGAUGUAUUUGAUAUGGUCGUGGCCCAUAUCGGCUUAGUGGAGCAUCACUUGUUUGCAUUAGCCACCCUCAAAGAUAAUGAAUAUUUCUUUGUUGAACCUGAUUUAAAAUUAACCAAAGUAGCCCCAGAGGGAUGGAAAGAAGAACAAAAGAAAAAGAGCAAAGCCACUGUUAAUUUUACUUUGUUUUUCCGAAUUAAAUUUUUCAUGGAUGAUAUUAGUCUAAUACAACAUACUCUUACCUGUCACCAGUAUUAUCUUCAGCUGCGAAAAGAUAUUUUGGAGGAGAGGAUGCACUGUGAUGAUGAGACUUCCUUAUUGCUGGUCUGCCAAAGACUGACAGAAUAUGGAGUUCACUUUUACCGAGUACACCCCGAGAAAAAGUCACAAACAGGAAUAUUGCUUGGAGUCUGUUCUAAAGGUGUCCUUGUGUUUGAAGUUCACAAUGGAGUUCGCACAUUGGUCCUUCGCUUUCCAUGGAGGGAAACCAAGAAGAUUUCUUUUUCUAAAAAGAAAAUCACAUUGCAGAACACAUCAGAUGGUAUAAAGCAUGCCUUCCAGACAGAAAACAGUAGGGUGUGCCAGUACCUGCUGCACCUCUGCUCUUCCCAGCAUAAGUUCCAGCUGCAGAUGAGAACAAGACAAAGCAACCAGGAUGCCCAAGAUAUUGAGAGAGCUUCGUUUAGGAGCCUGAAUCUCCAAGCAGAGUCCGUUAGAGGAUUUAAUAUGGGACAAGCAGUCAGCACUGGCAGUCUGGCCGGCAGCACCCUGAACAAACUUGCCGUUCGACCUUUAUCAGUUCAAGCUGAAAUUCUGAAGAGGCUAUCCUGCUCUGAGCUGUCGCUUUACCAGCCAUUGCAAAACAGUUCAAAAGAGAAGAGUGAUAAAGCUUCAUGGGAGGAAAAACCUAGAGGGAUAAGUAAAUCAUACCAUGAUCUCAGUCAGGCUUCUCUAUAUCCUCAUCGGAAAAAUGUCAUUGUUAACCUGGACUCCCCACCACAAACCGUUGCAGAGUUGGUGGGAAAACCUUUUCACCAGAUGGCAAGAUCUGACACAGAAUCUUUGGCAGGAUUGACAAAACUUAAUAAUUCAAAGUCUGUUGCGAGUUUAAAUAGAAGUCCUGAAAGGAAGAAACAUGAAUCAGACUCCUCUUCCUUUGAAGACCCUGGUCAAGCAUGUGUUCUAGGAAUGACUAUGCAUAGUUCUGGAAAUUCUUCAUCCCAAGUCCCCAUUAAAGAUAAUGAUAUACUACACAAAAGAUGGAGCAUAGUGUCCUCACCAGAAAGGGAGAUCACGUUGGUGAACCUGAAAAAAGAUGCAAAGUAUGGCCUAGGAUUUCAAAUUAUUGGUGGGGAGAAGAUGGGAAGACUGGACCUAGGGGUAUUUAUCAGUUCUAUUACCCCUGGAGGACCAGCUGACUUGGAUGGAAGCUUAAAGCCAGGAGACCGUUUAAUAUCUGUGAAUAGUGUGAGUCUGGAGGGAGUAGGCCACCAUGCUGCAAGUGAAAUAUUGCAAAAUGCACCUGAAGAUGUGACACUUGUUAUCUCUCAGCCAAAAGAAAAGAUAUCCAAAGUGCCUUCCACUCCUGUACAUCUUGCCAAUGGGAUGAAAAGCUUCAUGAAGAAACCUCCCUACAUGCAAGACAGUGCCAUCGAGUCUUCUUCCGAGGACCACCACUGGCCGCGUGGUACUCUGAGGCACAUCUCAGAGAGCUCCUUUGGGCUGUGUGGGGGCCUGCGGGAAGGAAGCCUAAGUUCUCAAGAUUCUAGGACUGAGAGUGCCAGCUUGUCCCAGAGCCAGGUGAAUGGCUUCUUUGCCAGCCAUUUAGGUGACCGAACCUGGCAGGAAUCACAGCACAUCAGCCCUUCCCCAUCUGUAAUAUCCAAAGGCACUGAGCAAAAGAGGAUUUCCAGCAACAGCAACCGAAGCAAAACUAAAAAGCCAGGCGUUUCAGAUGCCACAGAUUACUCUGACCGUGGAGAUUCAGACAUGGAUGAAGCCACUUACUCCAGCAGUCAGGAUCAUCCAGCACCCAAAAAGGAAUCUUCCUCCUCAAUGAAUAUAUGCAACAAAAUGAAUUUUAAAACUUUUUCUUCAUCACCUCCUAAACCUGGAGAUAUCUUUGAGGUUGAACUGGCUAAAAAUGAUAACAGCUUGGGAAUAAGUGUCACGGGAGGUGUGAAUACCAGUGUCAGACAUGGUGGCAUUUAUGUGAAAGCUAUUAUUCCCAAGGGAGCAGCAGAGUCUGAUGGCAGAAUUCACAAAGGUGAUCGUGUUCUUGCUGUCAAUGGAGUUAGUCUGGAAGGAGCCACCCAUAAGCAAGCUGUGGAAACACUGAGAAAUACAGGACAGAUGGUUCAUCUGCUGUUAGAGAAAGGACAGUCUCCAGCAUCCAAAGAACAUGUCCCUGUAACACCACAGUGUACCCUUUCAGAUCAGAGUGCCCAAGGCCAAGCCCCAGAAAAACUGGUGAAGAAAACAACUCAUGUUCAGGACUACAGCUUUGUCACUGAAGAAAAUACAUUUGAGGUAAAAUUAUUUAAAAAUAGCUCAGGCCUAGGAUUCAGUUUUUCUCGAGAAGAUAAUCUUAUACCUGAGCAAGUGAAUACCAGCAUAGUAAGGGUUAAAAAGCUCUUUCCUGGACAGCCAGCAGCAGAAAGUGGAAAAAUUGAUGUGGGAGAUGUUAUCUUAAAAGUGAAUGGAGCUUCUUUGAAAGGACUGUCUCAGCAGGAAGUCAUAUCUGCUCUCCGGGGAACUGCUCCAGAAGUAUCCUUGAUUCUCUGUAGACCUCCACCUGGUGUGCUACCAGAAAUUGAUGCUGCUCUCUUGACCCCAGUUCACUCUCCAGCACAAGUACUUCCAAACAACAGUAAAGAUUCUUCGCAACCAUCAUGUGUAGAGCAAGGGACUAGCUCAGAUGAAAAUGAAAUGUCUGAUAAAAGCAAGAAAUGUUGCAAGUCCCCAUCCAGAAGAGACAGUUAUAGUGAUAGCAGUGGUAGUGGAGAAGAUGACUUAGUGAAAGCUCCAGCCAAGAUAUCAAACAUGACUUGGAGUUCAGCUCUGCAUCAGACCCUAAGCAGCAUGGCAUCACAGGCACAGAGUCAAGAAGAAGCACCCAAGACUCAGGAAGAUGCUAUUUGUGCCAUGUUUUACUAUCCUCAGAAAAUUCCCAGUAAACCAGAAUUUGAGAACAGUAAUCCUCCUUCCCCUCUACUACUGGAUGUACCUCCUGGGCAGAGUUAUCAAUCCCAAUCAGAAUCUGCUUCCUCUAAUUCAGUGGAUAAAUACCACAUACAUCACACAUCUGAACCAACUAGACAAGAAAAUUUGACAUGCCUGAAAAAUGACUUGGAAGACCACCUUGAUGAUUUUGAGCUGGAAGUAGAACUCCUCAUUACUCUAAUUAAAUCAGAAAAAGGAAGCCUGGGUUUCACAGUAACCAAAGGCAAUCAAAGUAUUGGUUGUUACGUUCAUGAUGUCAUACAGGAUCCAGCCAAAGGCGAUGGAAGGCUAAAACCUGGGGACCGACUCAUCCAGGUUAAUGAUACAGACGUCACAAACAUGACUCACACAGAUGCAGUGAAUCUGCUCCGAGCAGCACCCAAGACAGGAUUAUCAGUAUUGACUGACCUAAACCUGUUGUGGCCCAUUCCCAGAGCUCAGAAGAAAAAUGGUCAUCCAGUAAUUCCCAGUUCAAAGGGGUCUGCCAUUUCAACUCCAAAGUCAACCAAAGCCAAUGGUCAUCACAGUGUAGAGCCUUGUGGUCAGCCUGGCCUCACUUCUAAGGUUAAUGAGGACGAAAUCAUUGAAGUUUUGUACCCUGAAGGAAAAUGUUCAGCUUAUCAAAUGAAGGGAUCAGCAAAUCUGACUCUGUCCAAAGAAUCAUAUAUACAGGAAGAUGACAUUUAUGCUGACCCUCAAGAAGCUGAAGUCAUCCAGUCUCUGCUGGAUGUUGUGGAUGAGGAAGCCCAGAAUCUUCUAAACCAAAAUAAUGCAGGAGGAGAUGCCUUUGUUUCAGGUACAUUAAAGACAAAUGGGAAGUUAACAGAAGAGAGAGCAGAAGAUACAGACUGUGAUGGUUCACCUUUACCUGAGGAUUUUUCUGAAUCUACCAAAAUGAAUGGCUGUGAAGAAUGUUGUGAAGAAAACGUAAAAAGCGAAAGCUUAAUUCAGAAGUCACGAGAAAGGAAGACUGAUGAUGACGAAGUAACGUGGGGAAGUGAUGAAUCGCCAGUAGAGAGAACAAACAACGAAGAUUCUGAUAAAGAUCACCCAUUUCUGUCAAACGAGGAGCUUGCUGCCCUCCCUGUCGUCAAAGUGCUUCCCGCUGGUAAAUACACUGGUGCCAAGUUGAAAUCAGUCAUUCGAAUGUUGCGGGGUUUACUAGAUCAAGGAAUUCCUUCUAAGGAGUUGGAGAAUCUUCAAGAACUAAAACCUUUGGAUCAGUGUCUAACUGGACAGACUAAGGAAAACAGAAAAAAGAACAGAUAUAAAAAUAUCCUUCCAUAUGAUGCUACAAGAGUGCCUCUUGGAGAUGAAGGUGGUUAUAUCAAUGCCAGCUUCAUUAAGAUACCAGUGGGGAAAGAAGAGUUUGUUUACAUUGCCUGCCAAGGACCUCUCCCCACAACUGUUGGAGAUUUCUGGCAGAUGAUUUGGGAACAAAAAUCCACAGUGAUAGCCAUGAUGACCCAAGAAGUAGAAGGAGAAAAAAUCAAAUGCCAGCGUUAUUGGCCUAACGUCCUAGGCAAAACGACAAUGGUCAACGACAGACUUCGGCUGGCCCUUGUGAGAAUGCAGCAGCUAAAGGGCUUUGUGGUGAGGGCAAUGACCCUAGAAGACAUUCGGUUUGAUAUCUCUGAUCUAGUACGCUGCAUGAGACUACAAAGACACGGAAUGGUUCAGACAGAGGAUCAAUAUAUUUUCUGCUAUCAAGUCAUCCUUUAUGUCCUGAGACGUCUUCAAGCUGAAGAAGAGCAAAAAGAGCAGCUUCAGCUUCUGAAAUGAGAGGAAAAGAGCCUUCUGGUUAUGUUUCUCCUCCCUCCUUAGCCUCAGCAGACUCCUGCUCUCUCUCUGAAAUGACGAUCACAGAGCAGCAAGUCCGUACAGUACCAUUGUGCUUACUCUCUUCUUAGAGUAUUUU
Molecule: messenger RNA, 7411 nt
Organism: Otolemur garnettii (small-eared galago)
Lineage: Eukaryota; Metazoa; Chordata; Mammalia; Primates; Galagidae
Gene: PTPN13
Product: protein tyrosine phosphatase, non-receptor type 13
Exons: 46
Coding region: 484-7275 (2263 amino acids)
Biological process (GO): peptidyl-tyrosine dephosphorylation
Cellular component (GO): nucleus; cytoplasm; cytoskeleton
Molecular function (GO): phosphatidylinositol 3-kinase regulatory subunit binding; protein tyrosine phosphatase activity
Source: RefSeq, a predicted model, not a curated record